This is a messenger RNA of Notechis scutatus (mainland tiger snake), 2325 nucleotides long. NCBI's taxonomy places the organism in Eukaryota, Metazoa, Chordata, Lepidosauria, Squamata, Elapidae. The record is from RefSeq and is a predicted model, not a curated record.
GCUAGGUUUUCCUUUUGCCCUUCCUUCCUUUGGCCCGAGCCAGCAAGAGCUGCUGCAUGUGCUGACGAGAGCGGCGUCUGGCACCGCGGCCGUUCCUUGGCAGCCGUUCUGCAACUGCCAGUCGCCAGUUAUGUUCGACUACGACGAGGCCACCGCCUUUCUGGGCGAGUGGGGCCCCUUUCAGCGCCUCAUCUUCUUCCUGCUCAGCGCCAGCAUCAUCCCCAACGGUUACACGGGGCUGUCCGCUGUCUUCUUGGCCGCCACCCCCGAGCACUGGUGCCGGGUGCCCGCUAACGCCAACUUGAGCGCGGCGUGGUUCAACGCCAGCAUCCCCCUGGAGAAGCGUGGCGGGCGGCAGGUACGGAGCCAGUGCAGCCGCUACCGCCUCGAGGCCCUGCUCAAUUUCUCGGCCGGCAACCUGGAGCCCGGGCGCGAUGUCAACCUCAGCCAGGUGGGGCAGGAGGAGUGCCUGGAUGGCUGGGAGUUCAGUCGAGAGUACUACGACAACACCAUUGUCAACGAGAACCAUUGUAUGGAGCACCUCUCCUUUAUCAGGAGGAAUUCUAAGGAACUGAUCCGUUCACUGACUUCUCAUUGUGCUGUAGAUGUUCAGCUCCAUUCUCAGCAGAAUUGUCUUCAAACAUUAUUUGGUCGGAAGCAUGUGCUGUUUGUAACGAUGGGGAUCCAGACUAUUUUUAGCUUUUUCCAGGUCUUCUCAACAAGCUGGGAGAUGUUUUCUAUUCUCUUUGUUUUUGUUGGAAUGGGUCAAAUAUCUAAUUAUGUGGCAGCCUUUGUUCUUGGUGCAGAAAUUCUUGGCAAAUCCAUCCGCAUUAUAUAUGGCACAUUAGGUGUCUGCAUAUUUUAUGCAUUUGGCUACAUGAUGCUGCCGCUGGGUGCUUACUUCAUUCGAGACUGGCGAUUGCUGUUAAUGGCUCUUACUAUUCCUGGGCUGUUAUAUUUUCCAUUGUGGUGGUACAUUCCAGAAUCUCCUCGCUGGCUACUGUCUCAAGGAAGGAUUAAAGAAGCAGAGGAUAUCAUUCGUAAAGCUGCAGAAAGGAACCAUGUUGAAGCCCCCGAAGUAAUAUUUGAUCUUGCUGAGCUGCAAGAUUUGAAUGCCCAAGUUCAGCAGUCCUGCAGCAUUUUGGACCUAGUGAGAACCCAAAAUAUACGAACAAUCACUAUCAUGUCUGUGAUUCUAUGGAUGGUGAUUUCCAUAGGCUACUUUGGAAUCUCUCUGGAUACCCCUAACUUGCAUGGAGACAUCUACCUCAAUUGUUUCCUUUCAGCAGUAAUUGAAGUUCCAGCUUAUACUAUCUCUUGGCUGCUCCUUCAGCAUCUGCCCCGGCGUUAUUCAAUGGCAGGAGUCUUGUUCUUAGGAGGCUGUGUUCUUCUUUUCAUUCAGUUCGUGCCUGCACAUCUCAGUGUUCUGGCCAUCAUCCUCAUGAUGAUUGGAAAAUUUGGGAUCACAGCCUCCUUCUCAAUGGUUUAUGUGUACACUGCUGAGCUGUACCCAACUAUUGUGAGAAACAUGGGAAUUGGAGCCAGUUCAAUGGCCUCCAGAAUUGGCAGCAUCCUCUCACCUUAUUUUGUGUAUCUUGGUGCCUAUGAUAGAUUUCUUCCCUACAUCUUAAUGGGAAGUUUAACAGUGCUUGCAGGAAUCCUGACCCUGUUUCUCCCGGAAACUUAUGGAACUCCUCUCCCAGACACUAUUGAACAGAUGCUAAAAGUUAAAGGAAUUAAAAAUAUAAAAUCACAGAAACAUCAAGAUAGAACAGAGCAUACAGAAGAGAAUUCAGCUAUUCUAAAGACCACAACAUUCUGAUGAAACUGCAUUGUUCACAGUAUUAUACCUUGGACAUUUCCUUUAAUUUUCUUCCAGAAAAGACUAACCUACAUACUUUUUUCCUAAGAUGGGAAAUAUAUUUAUUAAAAAUACAAUCUAUCCCAGUAUGGGAUAUUUUUUUUGUCAGAAAUUGCUUCAUGGAACAGUGUUGGAUGUAGAAUUUUGUUCACUUUUAGGACACAUCAACAACUAUCCUUUUUGUGAGACUGCAUUUUUAAAAGAUUCUUCAAGGUACAAGUUAAGUGUCUUAACAUCACUUUUUCCAUACAUACUGUCAAAAAAUUAAAUAGGUAAUAGAGUUUGGAUGUUGUCACUCCACCUUGAGAAUCUACACCUUUUCUUGAGAGAAAAAAUAAGCUUGAAAUGAUAUAGAGGAAACUGGUAGAGUAGACCUUAAAAUAAUUAUGCAAAUGACUGAAUGCAGUAAAAGGAGAAGAAAUUGAAGCUGAUUCUUUUUUAUGAGCACAUUUAAUAGAAAUAGA